AUGGUAACCAUUUUUCACUGGGACACUCCUCAAGACCUAGAAGAUGAAUACGGUGGCUUCUUAAGCGACCGCAUAAUAAAGGAUUAUACAGAGUACGCAAACUUCACAUUCCAAGAGUACGGACACAAAGUGAAACACUGGAUCACAUUCAACGAGCCAUGGGUGUUCAGUCGAGCUGGCUAUGACAUUGGGAAAAAAGCACCGGGACGUUGUUCUAAGUACAUCAAAGAACAUGGUGAGCUGUGUCACGCUGGACGGUCAGGAUUCGAAACUUAUAUCGUUAGUCACAACUUGCUCUUGGCUCAUGCCGAUGCCGUUGAAGCCUUUAGAAGUUGCGAAAAGUGUAAAGGUGGUAAAAUUGGGAUUGCUCACAGUCCUGCUUGGUUUGAGCCGCACGAGCUCUCCCAAGAAGAGCACGAAGAGCACGAAAAGCACGAAGAGCACGAAAGUCCUGCAGCUCAUUUGAUUGACUUCAUCUUAGGAUGGCAUUUGAAUCCGACAACACAUGGAGAUUAUCCACAAUCGAUGAAGGAUCAUGUCGGUCAUCGACUACCCAAAUUCACAGAGGCACAGAAGCAGAAGUUGAAGAACUCUGCUGAUUUUGUAGGAAUCAAUUACUACACUUCACUAUUUGCAUUGCACGACGAAGAGCAUGAUCCUUUGAAACCAAGUUGGCAGAGUGAUUCCCUCAUCGACUGGGAACCAAGGUAUGUUGAUAGAUUCAGUGCUUUUAAUAGUAAGCCUGAUUUUGCUAGAGUGGAAGUCUACGCAAAUGGUUUGAGAAGCCUAUUGAAAUAUAUAAAGGAUAAAUAUAACAAUCCUGAAAUCAUUAUCACCGAAAAUGGAUACGGAGAAGAUCUAGGCGAGCACGACACAAGUCUUGUAGUGGCCCUCUCUGAUGAACACAGAAAGUACUAUAUCCAGAAGCAUCUCUUGAGCUUAAACCAAGCAAUUUGCGAGGAUAAAAUAAACGUUACAGGGUAUUUUCUUUGGUCACUGAUGGACAACUUCGAAUGGCAAGAUGGAUAUAAUGCGAGAUUUGGGCUCUACUACGUCGACUACAAAAACAAUUUGACUCGCCACGAAAAAAAAUCAGCUCAAUGGUACUCGAAUUUCCUCCUAACUGGACCAAGCGAGUCCGAGCUUGAGCACGAUGAGUUGUAG
Molecule: messenger RNA, 1164 nt
Organism: Microthlaspi erraticum
Lineage: Eukaryota; Viridiplantae; Streptophyta; Magnoliopsida; Brassicales; Brassicaceae
Source: the annotation of a GenBank genome assembly